This is a messenger RNA of Thalassophryne amazonica, 997 nucleotides long. RefSeq lists its product as uncharacterized. The record is from RefSeq and is a predicted model, not a curated record. Bases 211 to 882 code for a protein of 223 amino acids. The transcript has 3 exons. Gene Ontology annotation, biological process: cellular response to gamma radiation; intrinsic apoptotic signaling pathway in response to DNA damage by p53 class mediator. Lineage: Eukaryota; Metazoa; Chordata; Actinopteri; Batrachoidiformes; Batrachoididae.
AGCAUUUGUUGAAGUUUUAAACCGUCUCAAGACUAUUUGAUUUUUUUUUUUCCUUUUUAAAGCCGCAUUUUCGCCCUCGUGUUUUAACGCACAGAAAGAACAGCGAGAUUUUUUUUAUUAUAUUUUUUAUAUUUACAUAUCUUUCCAGGCCUGUCUGCGACUGUUUAUAUAUUUCAGCAGAGCUGUGUUUUUGUUUUUGAACAUCCAGCCAUGUGUUGUUCCGGGUCCGGUUCGGGUCACUUGGUUCUGGUUCUGGUCGCUUUGGCGGCGGGCUGCGUCGUGGCUGAGCAGCAGACCGAGCCGUCAGCGCAGCGCCCCCCUGCGGUCACUCUCCGCAACCUGAUCAGUGGAACCUGCCAGGAGGUGCAGCGGGUCGCGGAGUCCGUUCUGGGCAGCGCCGUGGUGCGCUCGGCCGUGGAGUUUGUGCAGAUGGUGAUCCGGUUCUUCGCUGAAGGAGCUGCCAGCGGCCUGAAUGUCAUCGCUGUGUAUGUCACAGAGAUCCUCAGGGUCACUGGGUGUGACGUUGCCCUGACGUUGCCUCGCUUCACGCCGGAGGGUGUGACCGCCGUCGCUCAGUGGGGACUUCUGUCUCUCAUCGGUUACUGGGUGCUCACUCUCGUUCUCCGUCUGCUGUUUGGCGUGAUGAGGCAGGUGUUCUGGGUGGUGAAAACGGUCCUGGCACUCUGGUUGUUUGGACUCAUUGUGGCUGACAGCAGCGCCCUGGCGGACAUCACGGCAGUGCGACUGGCCGGCCUGGUGCUGGGAUGCGUUCUGCUGAGUCUACUGACAGGCGGCUCAGAAAAAGCGGUGACUGUGGAGAGCCGACUGGGCUACCUGGAGGACCGGCUAAAGGCCAUGGAAAGGAGGAAAGGAGGACAGUGAGGGUGAUCUGUGACGAAAGAAAUAUUUUGUGAUUCUACCUGUCAGACUGGUACAGGAAAUAAAGUCAUCUCUGGGAUUUUUCAGAAAAAAAUAAGUUUCUUAUUUGCAAAUCAAA